Molecule: messenger RNA, 1344 nt
Organism: Bipolaris oryzae ATCC 44560
Lineage: Eukaryota; Fungi; Ascomycota; Dothideomycetes; Pleosporales; Pleosporaceae
Exons: 2
Coding region: 1-1344 (447 amino acids)
Source: RefSeq, a predicted model, not a curated record
AUGACAACGGCUACCAACACUGACAGAGCUCCCAGAUAUAGAUCUAAUCUCCCAUCACCGCCCACCGAGAUUGUGACGCUUGCGUCACCUGCAACCCCCGUCCCCGUCACCGACUUUGAGGACAUCUUCAUGAUGUCUCCCAUCAACACCAAGGCAGAGACGGAGACUGACAACAACGCCGCUCCCAUGCCAAUGUCGUUCGAGAUCCCUUUGGGACCUUUGUCCAGCUACGGCGGCGCUCUCAAGCCAGCUCCCAAGUACAAGAAGCCGGCUACCCAGCUGACCAAGCCCAUGACUGAGCAGCCCGACUACGCGUACUUGUUCAAGGGCUAUGACGCAGAUGCUCUGGUCCUCAGGGACCAGCAAAUCAACAGCCCUGGUCAGGCUGUUGAUGGCAAGCAGCAUCAUGCUGAGCCCUCGGGUCAGUCUCCCAUUUACGGGGAGACUGACUCAGAUGACGGUGACCCGUUCAUCUACGACCACAUCCUCCUUCCCUCCUCCUCCUACCACAACACUCUCGUCGAGGCCGACCCCCCCUCUGACAACAAUUCUUUCGAGUACGGAAGUACCUUUGCUUCCGACUACGACGACGACACCUUCGAGGUUCAAGACAACAACGACGACGAUGUCGGCAGCGAGCCCGACUCCGAACCUCCCUCUUCCCCAUCUUCAGAAGCCAGCAGGCCUCACUACGACGGUGAGGCCGAUUCUGAAGACAACGAUGACGAUGAUGAUGAUGAGUCUCACGACUCUAACGACGACGACGACGGCGAUGACGAAGACGAAGAAGACGAGCAAAACAACAACGAAUAUUCCGACGACAACGAAUCCGGAGACUCCUCCUCCCGCUGCAGCGUCCUCUCUUCGCACCCCUUACUCCAACCUCCCCCCAUCUACGCCAUGUUACCCUACUUGACAUAUCAAUCGCCCCCCACCGCACCCACCAUGAUGCCUCCUGCGCCGCACAACACGCCGCUCGCUCUGCCGUCCACCGCGCCACCCAUCAUUCUACCCACCACUCUACCUACCAUUCCGCUCAACAUCCCGCUCACCAUUCUACUCAACAACCCGCGCUUCUCCAAUCUCGGAACCCUCGAGAUCCUGGACCGCCAUAUUCGCGAUAUGAUUUACGGGCUUGUGCUUGCUGACUAUCUUUCCGCGCCGUCUGAAGAACUUAGUGGCGUUGAUCCUCGCUCUGAUGUCGCUGUUCGGAAUAGUAUUGCUGAUCGCAAUAAUAUGCUUCUUGUUUGCUGGACUAUGCGUGGAGAAGUUUUGGAUUUUUUGGCGCGGCCGUUUUCGAGUUCGGGUGAUGAGUUGGAUGAUGAGUUGGAUGAUGACAUGUGA